AGGGGUUUUCAUAAUCAGUAUGAAAUUACAGUUUGCUCAUUCAACAUGCCAGACAUUCGACCGCUGCCGGAGGAAUUGCAAAAAAAUGCAAUCACAGAAUUGGGAGAAGUACCAGAGAGAAUUGCCGAGGAUCUGAAUGUUCUCAAGGCAUGGAUACGACAAAAGCCCCACUUGAAGGCCUGCAUGGAAGAUCAAUUUCUAAUACAAUUUCUUCGUGGCAGUAAAUAUAGUUUGGAAAAGGCAAAAGAAAAACUAAACAAUUUCUAUACGCUCUCGGCGAAAUCACCACAUUUGCGAUCUAUGGAAGAUGUAGACGAUCCAACAUUUCGUAAGAUUCACCGGACGGGAUGUCUUAUCCUCCUACCGACACCAUUGAUGGAGCAUGGUCCCCGCAUAAUAGUCGAGCAAGUGAGUUAUGAGCCCUACGAGUUUACAAACACCGAAAUCUCACGUUACAUCUGGACCAUGGCGGAAAUUGUGCUACAGAGCGAUCCCUAUGCCUGCAUUGAAGGUUUGGUCAUUGUUUCGGAUUUAUCCAAAGUGACAGUGCAACAUUUGCGUCAACUGACACCGAAAAUGAUACUGGAGGUGAUGCGGUUCAGCGAAAAGGCAUUGCCGUUGCGCAUCAAAAGGCUAUUGAUUUUAAAUUGUCCAUCUUUGGUGAAGACUUUGCUCAAUUUCGCGCUGUCAUGUUGUUCGGAAAAGUUGCGCAAGAGAAUCCAUAUCUCCAAUGGCAAUAAUAUUGAAAAAUUCGCCGACGUUUUUCCCAAGAAAUAUCUUCCGCGAGAUUUUGGCGGCGAAAACUCUUCACUGGAAAAUGCUUGCAGGGAAUAUGAAAAAGUCAUCGAUGAGCAUCGGGAUUAUUUUAAGCGUAAUGCGGAGUGCGGGAUUGAUGAAAGAUUGCGAAGAAAGAAAAAUUAAUGUUUAAUAAUUUUCUUAAAUUUUCUGUUAAUUUAUAAGUUUAUUUUGUAUUUUCACCAAGUGACCGGAUUACACAUCAUAUUGAAGUCAUGUACAGCAGAUUUUUUUAUACAGAUCCAGGUUUUUAAAGAAUCUGCAAUCAAAUGUUAUUUUUAUACCCUCAGCCAAGUGGCUUUAGAGGGUAUAUAUCAUUUGAUACCGCCAAAACGUGCCUCAUCGAAAUAACGGUCUUUUACCCUAGGUCUCUUUGGGCCAAAUCCUUUUCAAGACAUUUAGAGUCGAUCCGUCCGUGUGUCGGACUAGCUGACUGGUGCGCAGGAUAACUAUCGAAGGGAGUAUCCGAUUUGGUUCCAACUUGGAACAUCGUAAUAUUAUUAUAAAAUUUAUAUCAAGUUCGGAAAUGGGCAAUAUCGGACCAUUCCUUCUGGUACCUCUCCUACAAAGGGUCAAAGUUUUGAAUUACCAAAACGAAAUAAGCAUCCGGUUCUCUUCAUACUUCGCACAUCCCAUCAUUUCUACUAAUUCAAGAUCUGCUGAGAAGGUGGGAUAUCUGGGUUCAUUCCUUCUGGUACCUCCCCCACAAAAGGUCAAAAUAUUGAAUAUCUCCAAAGCUGAUAAAACGCUUAAUUAAAAUUCGAUUUCAUUCAGACUUAGUAGAUCUCAAUAUUUCCGUCAACACAAGAUCUGUUGUAAUAAUGGUAGAGAUCUGACCAUUUCUUAUGGUUUCCAUAUAGGGUUCAAAGUUUAAAAA
Messenger RNA from Musca domestica (house fly), 1672 nucleotides. RefSeq names its product retinol-binding protein pinta. The record is from RefSeq and is a predicted model, not a curated record. Bases 46 to 921 code for a protein of 291 amino acids. Gene Ontology annotation, cellular component: membrane. NCBI's taxonomy places the organism in Eukaryota, Metazoa, Arthropoda, Insecta, Diptera, Muscidae. The transcript is spliced from 3 exons. Gene Ontology annotation, molecular function: phosphatidylinositol bisphosphate binding.